GGAGAGCCUUGUCUGUUUUUCCAAGGGGUGAGGCCAGAGCACUAUCCACUGGGCUCUUUUUGUGGUGUGGAUCCUACUAACAAACAACUUCCUUCUUCCACAUGGUGCCACACUAAGAUAAAUUUUAUGCCUCAGGGGAAAUCCCCCAGUGCUGUCUAAUAACCUGCUCUUCUGUCUUUGGUCAAGUGCUGCAAGUUGACUGUGAAGCUGAGUGGUGAGUGUAGAGACAAGUGUGGGGACACUUGGUGACUUGCUGGCCCUAUGGCAGUACCAUCACUGCUCUCUGGGAGGAUUUGGUCUCCAGGUGUUUCGUCUUUGGGGAAGUGGUUGCUACCAGGCAUCCCCAAGAAUCUCCCAUGAAAGGCAUCUCAGUGGAUGGCAGCAGUGAAAUGUGGGUCCUCUGUCGCCACUAGGGCUGGGAAGUCCCUGAGUGCUGUGAAUGAUGAGAGGCUGUCCUGGGGAGCCAUGGAUGCUUCCUCAGCAUGGAGCACUGGCUUUUGGGGCUGCUGAGCUCCUGUGGGAAAUGCUUUAAGCUCGCUGAGUCAUGGGAGUCAGUGCCUGCUGUUACCAUAGAAAUCGGAUCAGCUGCUAGGGGUGGGGAGUCCUGGUCCCUGGCUCCACUGCUGCGUGGUUCCAGCAUGAGCUCAAAGUGCUGGGGAACGCAAUUUCUUGCUCCUUGUCCUGUUGAUAUCAGAGGAGGUCAGGCAGCUCUGGCAGCCCUGACCAGAGGGCAGGGAAAAUAAUUUUGCUUGGAUCUUUGCAUGGCUGCAGUGGUGGGACCCUGUGUGUCUGAUGUGUUUUUUUGAAGACCUGCUGUCUGUAUAUGUCAUGUCUUUUGUAUUUCGGGAAGCAUUGCAUUUGAUUAGCAAUAGCUUUCAGUCCUUUGGGAGCCCUGGAGAGGUGAAAACUGAUUGUAAACUGGUGAGUAGCAGAUAAGGGAGGAUAGGAAGUAAAUAAUAAGCUUGCAAUGGUCCAGAGGGAGAAGAAAACCGCUGAAUAUCCAAUUUGCUGUGCUCUCAAAAUGCAUUCUCAAGCUUGGUGGCAAGUAUAGACCUGAGCAUGGAUGUGACACAUUCCAGAGCUCAGUCUCUCAUAGGUUUUGUCCUCUGUGCUCAGUCUGAGUAACUGUUUCAUUGUUUCCUCUGCAUAAAUAUACACAUUCAAGCUCCAGGGAUGGAAGAUGCAAAACAUCGUCCCCCUCUCCAUUCUGCUAAAGGAAAUAGCUUUUCUGUGAAUAUACUUUUCACACUAAGGUGUUGUGUCUCAGAUCAUCUUUGAACCCUUUGCUCUCCUUAUAAAGCAAAGUAAGCGCAAGCGUCGCUGUGAAACAGUGCUGCAGAGACUCUUGCUGAUGCAAGGUGUCACUUGAUUUUUCUACACUUCCUCUUGGCUUGCUGCCUGCUGACCACUGAAUUACUGUCCACGUGGUCAGUGUGAGCAGUCCAGAUCUACAUAGUUGUCCUUUUUAAUGUUUCCUUGCUUACUUCCAGGAGACUGAAUUCAGAGGAUAACAGCAGCUUCCCAAGGAUUGUUCUUAAGAGUUGGUACUCUUAGGAGGUCCUGUAUGCUGUGCUAGCUCAGUCCCAGCUUUAAUGUAUCUUCUGCUUCAGAUGAGAGUGAGAAAUAUUUGCAAACAGCAGCAAACGCAGUGAGCUGUGUGUUUCUCGGACCCUUUUAAUUCUUUGGUCUGCUUAUUCCAUGCUUGGUGAAAAAUACUCAUUCAGGCAGUAUGGCCUUAAAUGAAAGAAGUGAUUCCUUGCUUCUAGCUAUUAUGUAGGAGAAAGGAUUUACUGGGUGAUGCUGAAAGGAGAUGAGGAUUCUAUGUGUGUUGUUCUCCCUGUUUUACUAGCUCCGCCUAAAAAAUUCCUGUUUUGAGGAGCUGUUCACUUCUCUGUUCAGAUCGCAGCACACUGAAGCACGCACUUCAGUGUUGUUGAGAGCUCUGGUUCUCCAUUAUGGGGAGAAGGAGGGGGGUGAUUCUUGGGAAAGCUUCCAGUACUGGGCCAACCGUGGAAACAGCCGGGCUUUGUGCCAGCCCUUCGGAGGGAGGGGGAGCUCAGAGCCAUACAGGGAGUGUAUCAGGCAGGGGCUGGUGCAGCCUGUCGCCUUCUGCAGAGUCCUGGUGCUGCUUCUGUUUCAGGAGAGAAAAACUGUUCUGCCCAGAGCUGUGGUCAAGCAGAGAUUCCUUGAGAGGUCUCUGCAGUCCGUGUUUAGACACAGCGAAAUAAACUGCGGUGUUUGGGGACCAUGGCUGCAGACCCGCUCACAGAUCUUCAGGAUGACCUGAGCUUGGAUGAUGCCAACCAGUCCCUCAGCCAGCUCAAACUGGCCCCCUCCAUAGAUGAUAAGAACUGGCCAUCAGAUGAAGUCCCUGCUUUUCCCAAAUCAGAUGACUCCAAAGGCUCCCCUGAGCCUGUCACUCACCUGCAGUGGGAUCAUCCCUACUAUGAUAUCGCCAGGCACCACAUUGUGGAAGUAGCAGACCAGGGUGCACUUGAUGGGGCCCAACCAGGUGAUGACAAAUAUGGAAGAAAAGUAAUUUUGUUCAGUGCUUGCCGGAUGCCCCCAAGUCAUCAACUAGAUCACAUGAAACUGCUGGGGUACCUGAAAUUCACACUGGACCAGUAUGUGGAGAGUGACUACACUCUGGUGUACCUGCACCAUGGCCUGACCAGUGAGAACAAGCCAUCCCUGAGCUGGUUGCGGGAUGCCUACAGGGAAUUUGAUCGCAAAUACAAGAAGAACAUCAAAGCCUUGUAUAUCGUGCACCCAACCAUGUUCAUCAAGACCCUGCUGAUACUCUUCAAGCCUCUGAUCAGUUUUAAAUUUGGACGAAAGAUUUUUUAUGUGAAUUACCUUAGUGAGCUGGAGGAGUAUGUGAAGCUGGAACAGUUGGGGAUCCCAAGCCAAGUGCUAAAGUAUGAUGAAUACCUGAGAUCCCUGCAGAAACCUUUGCAAGUGCCCCAGAAGCCAACACCCCCACGCCCACCACUACCAAACCAGCAGUUUGGAGUCUCCCUACAGCAUCUCAGGGAGAAGAGCCCUGACCAGUCUCCUGUUCCUCUGGUGGUCAGAGACACCAUUGCUCACUUGCGGGAGCAUGCUCUUAAUACAGAGGGGAUUUUCCGGAGAUCAGCAAAUACACAGGUUGUCAGAGAGGUCCAGCAAAAAUACAAUAUGGGUGUGCCUGUAGAUUUCCAGGAGUAUGAAGAUGUCCACCUCCCUGCUGUGAUUCUCAAGACCUUCUUGAGGGAGCUACCUGAGCCCCUCCUUACUUUUGGCCUCUACAGCCAUGUUGUCAGCUUCCAGAGUGUGGAGGAGAUGAAACGUGUGGAUGUUGUUCGCAAAACGCUCCAGGAUUUGCCAGAAGAAAACUACCAAGUGCUCCGUUUGCUGACGGCCUUUCUGGUGCAGGUCUCUGCUCACAGCGACAGAAACAAGAUGACAAACACCAACCUGGCAGUUGUGUUUGGCCCAAAUCUGCUCUGGGCCAAAGAUGUGGCCAUCACUCUAAAAGCCAUCAAUCCCAUCAAUACCUUUACCAAAUUCCUGUUGGACCACCAGAAGGAGCUGUUUGAGGCUGCAGAGGCCUGAACCCAGGCCAGCCCACACCUGCACACUGUGCCCACCUUCCCCUUCUUUGUCUUGGAGCUGUGACCAAGCUGUCUCCAGUGCAAAGGGACCAUUGAUCUUCUGGGUGAUGAGCAGAGUGAGGGCUGUGGAGAUGAUGGUGAAAGUGUGCAAGUAAGUGAGCAGGAGACCUGCAGCUCUGGAUGGGCAGGGGAGCUGGUCUCCCUGCUGCUGAGACUGGAGUCCUAACCCACCUGCGCAGCUUCUCCAGGGCUCAUCACCAGUCUUCUGCCCUAUCAGAUGACCUGCCUUCCUUUCCUCCUUCCCUUAUGUGCAGUUUUUCUGCCCUCCUGGUCCCUUCCUAGCACAGAUCUUUUUGUUCAAGCUCCCAAUAGCCCCAGCUCACCCCUCCUUGCCUCAGCUGGGCUGUUUGGGCUAGGGCAGGGUUGCUGGGUUUUAUGAUGGAGACAUUCUUACUGUGAGUGCCAUUUGUCAGCACUGAGCAUGCAUUCUGCCUUUCCCCAGGGGCACCUAAAGCAGGGAAGGGAGCAGCAGCCCUUGUGCUUCAGGUAGCAGCAUGUCCUGCACUUGCAACCACCACUCUAGACCCCCUGCUUUUGGCAGGCAGGUGAAGGACAGGCUCAUGGCAAUGUGCUGUUGUUAUCUGUCAGACUCCAAAACAAUGAAGCUGAGUUUAGCCCAAGCCCAGUCCCUCUGGUGUCACCCACUCCAGGUACUAUUCAGUGUUUGCUGGACUGUAGUGGGUGACUUGCCUCCUGUAGUUAUCCAGCUCAGGUGUGUUUGUCCUUCCAGCAGCACUUCCAGCCUGGCUGGGAAGGGUCAUGCCAAGCUUGGCUGUGCAUGCAGGCUAGCUGUGACCCUUUGACCACUGGUGAGUCUGAAUGGCAGGAGCAAGUGCCCUGGUGGCACUGGGCUGCUGAACACCAUGAAGAUCCCCAUCUGUCCUGGCAGCAGUAGGCCUCUUCUGGCACAUGUAUCUGUGCUGACUGGCACAGACCGCCUUGACUAGUUUUUACUUUUUGAGCAUAACUUUCCUCAGCACAAUGUAACAGAGAGCAUGGCCUUGAGGGAAGGUCUGGGGACUGGGGCUGUCCCUCACCAUGGAGUGCAGCAGGCCUGGAUUACAAAUUUCUGACCAGGUGCUGAGCACUCGUGCCAAAGCUGUGAGGGAGCAGCUAUUCCAUGCCAAGGGCUUUUGCUGUGUCUCCUCCUGGGUUCAUACCUUCCACCCUGCCAUCUGGUCAGGUGCAUGCUGUAUGCCCUGGGCACAGCUGGAGAGGUCAUGUUCUCUGCAAGGCAGGCUCAGAGUGGGGUGGUCCUGGCACCUCCCUGGAGCAGCUGCGAUACUGUCGCAGCAUCUCUGUUGGGUUUGGGUUGCCUCAUUCCCAUUACCUGAGCUAAAAGAGAUCCUUCUCCUCAGCCUGGGCCUGUCAGAGUUAAAGGAGGGAGCUUCUAGCCUUACUUCACUGGCGUGAUUUAUCUUUGUAUCGUGUGCCUGGGCCAGACCUCCUUGCUGCAUCUGGCCUCAGGGACAAAUCUUUUGGACCAAGCAGAACUGGUUUUUUAAAGCUACUGGAUGCUAAAGAUAAUUUGCUUUUUCAUAAUAUUUUAGCCUGCCUUUAAACACUGACCAGGGGUCAGUGCCCCUGGCGUAGUCAAAGUAAAUGGCAUCUGCUGCAGGAAUUAAGGAGAUUGCUCUUUUUGCUAAACUCUGGAAUGGGGAUGGGGGCAAACAUAGGCAGCUCUCCAAGGCAGUGCAGGUCUAGACAG
Molecule: messenger RNA, 5361 nt
Organism: Melozone crissalis (California towhee)
Lineage: Eukaryota; Metazoa; Chordata; Aves; Passeriformes; Passerellidae
Gene: ARHGAP1
Product: Rho GTPase activating protein 1
Exons: 15
Coding region: 2248-3594 (448 amino acids)
Biological process (GO): small GTPase-mediated signal transduction; negative regulation of endocytic recycling
Cellular component (GO): cytoplasm
Molecular function (GO): GTPase activator activity
Source: RefSeq, a predicted model, not a curated record